Myotis davidii is the source of this 2247-nucleotide messenger RNA. RefSeq names its product SH3 domain binding kinase 1 (gene SBK1). The transcript has 2 exons. Gene Ontology annotation, biological process: peptidyl-threonine phosphorylation; peptidyl-serine phosphorylation. The record is from RefSeq and is a predicted model, not a curated record. Bases 1333 to 1863 code for a protein of 176 amino acids. Lineage: Eukaryota; Metazoa; Chordata; Mammalia; Chiroptera; Vespertilionidae. Gene Ontology annotation, molecular function: protein serine/threonine kinase activity; ATP binding.
AAGGGGUCAGUGGAAGUGGGGGAGGGCGGGUCUGGGGGACAGGCGCUCUGUCCUCGUGUCUGGGGCCCAGGCAGGGUUCUGGGACUCCAGCUGUGACUCUGUGUACCUCAGCUGCCUGUGCUGUCAUCUGUGGUGGCGGAGGGAUUAUAAGCUGUGGUGGGUGUGUGGCCAUAUCUGCACCAUCUGCCAGAGUGUUCUGAGACUGUGGCUGACAUAUUUGAUAACAUGACCUCUGCCCUCAGACCUGGCCUUCCCCACUCCUGCCUUAUUUUUGUCUACAGCCCAUAUCCCCUUUUCUCGUAAUAUAUACUUCAUCUGUUCACCAGGUGUAUUACCCACCUCCCGGAAGGUAAGUCCCUCGAGGCAGGAUUCUUACCUGUGUGUCCAGUGCAGUGUCCCCAGGGCCCUGUGGCACCUGGCCGAGGGCAGGUGCUGAUCAGCACUGUGAAUGGGACCACUUCUGUGAACUCCGUCCCUGGCAUGCCUUCCUCUCUCUCGCUCUCGCUCUCGCUCUCACUAUUUAUUUGAUGCUGAAUUUAUUGUGGGGCCGGAAGCUUUUGUUCCUUCCAUUCCUUCUAGGACAUCUUUUUCUCCUGCUCACCCCUCCUCCACUGCUAUAGGAGCUGCCUGUCCUUUCUCAGCAGGGACCUCUCAGUGCCGCAGGGAGAACUCGUGCGGGUUAACCCGCCGUGAGCUCUGUAUGUUCUGCCCGCAUCUUGGCGGCUUUGUUCACCUGGAUGUGCCCGAUGACCAGAUAAUCUACAUCUGAGCCCUUGCGCUCUGCAUUACUCUGCAUUUUUAAGCACAUGCAGCAAAAAUUCAGCACUCCGUUUUGGCCACCGGCCCCGUGUCCAGCCCCACUGUUUGGCCUGGGCACACCUACCAGCUCCGUCAUUGUAACGACGAAUGGCACACAUUGCUUCUGUAGAGUGAACAUGAAGAUUUGAACCUCUUGAUUUGCAUGAUUUUGUGGGGUUUUCUGGGUCAGCUGAAUAGCAAACCACUUUUGGAGGUCACCUCUAGCUGCUCAGAGGAAGAGUUACGGCGUGUCUUUGUGUCAGUACCGUCCCUGACACUGGGUCUGGGUGACAGCAGGAGACAGAUAGGCUGGCAGUACCCAAGUGGGGGCCGGUGGCAGUGACUGUCUCUGGGGGGUGCCAGCUCAGCUGGUCCGGAAGCGUUGGGGAAGGUAAUGCAGCAAAAGGCUUGUUGCCCAUUGUGGUCAUCCUGGGCCUGGCAUCUGGCCUCCAGGGGUUCUAGGUGCUGGGGAAGGAAAAGGUAGGUGGAGAAUGGGGCCUGACCUGAUGCCACACCCCCCACAACAGGGAGAAGAUGAGCGUGGGCUGCCCAGAGCCCGAGCCACCCCGCGCUCUGCCCUGCUGUGGGCCAGGGACGGCCCUUGGGCUGGGGGCAGGCGUGCCCCUCCUCACUGAAGACAUGCAGGCCCUGACCCUCCGCACCCUGGCUGCUAGCGAUGUCACCAAGCACUACGAACUGGUGCGGGAGCUGGGUAAAGGCACCUAUGGGAAGGUUGACCUGGUGGCCCACAAGGGCACAGGCAUGAAAAUGGCGCUGAAAUUUGUGAACAAGAGCAAAACCAAGCUGAAGAACUUCCUGCGGGAGGUGAGCAUCACCAACAGCCUCUCCUCCAGCCCCUUCAUCAUCAAGGUCUUUGACGUGGUGUUUGAGACCGAGGACUGCUACGUCUUUGCCCAGGAGUAUGCGCCUGCUGGGGACCUGUUCGACAUCAUUCCUCCGCAGGUACUUGGGGCGGUGGCUGAGGGAGGGGAGCCGGUCUCCAGGGCCCCAGAGUGUGGGUUGGGAGGAGUCAGGCCACUCAUUUACUCCAUGAGUAUUUACUGAGCCGCUGCUGGGAGGGCCGGGGGUUCACAGUGAACAAGACCAAGGUCCGGUCCUGGUCCUCAUGGGGGACACGGACACUGGGCAGUGAGCCAGAUGACAGACCGCGAUGAGCACUGGGAGGAGCAGCUAGAGUGAGGGAUGAGGGCCAACAGCGGCCUCUGCAGCUGGGAAGGCCCAGGUGGAGGCACCGACAGGGAGGCCGCAGGGCCGCAGAGGCCCCCGGAGCAGCUGCCGAGUGGGGAAGCAGGAGGGUCCCGGCACCGGCUUUGCUGCUGGCUGUGCCAGGUUUGAAUCUGCUCUGCCGCCUACUGAUCAGUGACUAGGUCAGUGGUUCUCAACCUUCCUAACGCCGCGACCCUUUCAUACAGUUCCUCAUGCUGUGGU